Ruditapes philippinarum (Manila clam) is the source of this 2258-nucleotide messenger RNA. RefSeq names its product BTB/POZ domain-containing protein 6-B-like. Gene Ontology annotation, molecular function: protein binding. The record is from RefSeq and is a predicted model, not a curated record. Gene Ontology annotation, cellular component: cytosol. The transcript has 3 exons. Bases 86 to 1648 code for a protein of 520 amino acids. Lineage: Eukaryota; Metazoa; Mollusca; Bivalvia; Venerida; Veneridae. Gene Ontology annotation, biological process: neurogenesis.
UAUGUGUGUAAACUAAAAAUAGAACAGUGACGCUAAAGGUAAACAAUGAAUACACGUGUAAUGGAUAAACAAACUUUUGCAGCGAAUGCGUAAAUUAAGAAGUUACUCAUUUGUCACCUGGUUAAGGCAUUGUUUUGAAAACUUAAAAGAUUUCUUUAAAGUAAACAUGGAUAUAGAUGACUGGAGAAUCGGGAAGAGUUCUUCAGAGCGGUACAUGCACAUGUUCGAGAACCAGAUAGGAUGUGACGUCACUUUCUCACUAGGAGAAGAAAGGACCAUAUCCGUUCAUAAGUUCAUUUUAAUCAGCAGAAGUGCGGUGUUCGAGACUAUGUUUUGUGGAUCUCUUGCUGACAAAAAUACUAACAAAGUAAUCAAGAUUCCCGAUGUUGAAGUUGACAUAUUUAUGUCAUUUCUGAAGUUCAUGUAUAUGUCACAGAUAGACCUGGACGACCAAAACACAUUACCGAUGCUCUACGUGGCCCGGAAGUAUUGUGUGGAGGAUUUAGUGAAAAUCUGCGCAGACUUUUUACGCGCCAAAAUGACACCGGAAACAGUUUGUGAAAUUUUGGAACAAGCCCAUACAUAUGAUAUCAGUGACUUGAAAAACAUGUGUUUGCAGUUCAUAUUUGAAAAUGGCAACUCCGUUCUCUUGUCUGCUGGGUUCAAAGAGCUUUGUUUUGACUGCGUCCAGCAGAUAAUCAAAUCCAAUGAUCUGUUUGUGGAAGAAAGUGAUGUUUACAUGGCGCUUACAGCCUGGGCAAUAAAAGAAUGCGCGCGCAGAAACCUGGAAACACAUGGAACCAAUAAACGUGCUGUACUAGGAAACUUGAUUUUUAAGGUCCGGUUUCCUACAAUGGACAGGAUUUUCUUCACAGAUGUCGUUUCGGCAGACGAUAUUUUAACAGACGCCGAGAAGAUUGCGUUGUUCCAGCAUAUGUUUGGAUCAUUUGGCAAGCAGGAUCUUGGAUUCCCUGAUGUAAAACGAGAGGCACGGCUUAUCAAGUGUAUGCGCUUCCCAAAGAAUGAGCAAGGCGGAAUUAGCUGUGAACCUGGCUUCAAAAACUCCAAUUUCGGCAUUGACGUACGUUCGUCAGAAGACAUUAUGUUACAAGGCUUGAUUCUUUUUGGUGCUUGCUCUACUUCCACUGGAUCUAACCAGUCAGAUUCCGUAUUCAAAGGGAUGUCCCCUGCUAUACCAAUAGAAGACCAGCACGUGAAAAUCGUUGUUUCCGGUGUUCCACAGCACCAGUCGGAAACACUGACAUUUGAAUACGACAAUGUUGAUGUUCCUUUGCAAGAAAAUUACCACCUUUUUCUCAAAGAACCAGUUUUGCUGAAGAAAGGUCGCUUGUACGCCAUACAGGUCAAGCUGGAUCUAUUUCUUCCAUACCAGACAUACAGUGGAAUGAAUGGGCUUACAGAAGUUGACAGUGGAUCUAUCAGAUUUAAUUUUUAUACCCACCAGUCUUUGAUAGCUACUACUGUGGAGAAAGGUCAGAUUGCCGGACUACUUUUCUCGAAGCUUCCCGAUCCUGAGCGAAGUGAGACGUCACUUUCUCCGCGAGGUUCGCCCGUGAAAAGAGACCUGAAGGAUGACUUCCGGCCAUGUUUCACGAAGAAAGAGUUAUUCCCAUCAAGCUCAUAUUAAGUGACAACAGAACAGUAUUUUAUUAAAAAGUAUAUUCUGCUUUUCAUAAAAUUAGGUACAGAGUUUUCUGCAACUUCAAUUGCCGUGAUCUUUCACCGGAUGUUAUUUCACAUGGUGUGCGGGAAUAGCAAACAAAUAAUUGACCUUCUCAGAAAUGUUACUCAAACGUUUGAUAUUUAUUUAUAUUUUACGGAAGUAGAAUUUUUCCUGUAUCUCUACUGUAGUGUAAUAAACUUCACCAUCGAAGUUCAAGUGAUAUUAUAUUUCAUAUAAAAUGUUUGUGCAUUGUAGCUUAUAUAGUACUACUAUUGUAUAGUGGCUUUCAACCUAUCACGAAAAAUGUGUAUAACGUUUUUAUAAAGUUUGAUAUUGAAACUUUGUUGCACACAUUCUGUGAAUGUGGGUACAAUGUAUAAACUGUACAUGGCACAACUCAGCUUCCGUAGAUAUUAUUUUCUCGUUCUUAAGAGAGCUAACUCCAUCUGUGUAUUUUUUGUCUACUCGAGUUGUUUCCCUUCUUAUUACCCUCUUUUGAUUGAUUUAUAAUCAUGUGAUACUUUAUAUUGUGAGUGAUCAUUUACAGCAGUAUGUAAUAUUCUAGAUUCUGGCG